Molecule: messenger RNA, 3423 nt
Organism: Bombus impatiens (common eastern bumble bee)
Lineage: Eukaryota; Metazoa; Arthropoda; Insecta; Hymenoptera; Apidae
Product: kinesin-like protein KIF23
Exons: 15
Coding region: 455-2935 (826 amino acids)
Biological process (GO): microtubule-based movement
Cellular component (GO): kinesin complex; nucleus; microtubule
Molecular function (GO): microtubule binding; microtubule motor activity; ATP hydrolysis activity
Source: RefSeq, a predicted model, not a curated record
GUCAUAUGAAACUUGACUUAGUGAUGUAUGUCAAAAAGAGAAAGUAAACCAGUUAACCUAUUGCAUUUAGUUUCAGGACAACAAAAGUCCUGACUUUUUUCUCUAAGACGCAGUAGAGAAAGUACUAUUCCAACUUCUAACAUUCAGUAUCAUGACUAUAAAGCAACGAUUUUAUGUCAUGUGUAAACGUACCCAUUACACUAAUUUACUUUUACUAGAGAAGAAAUUUCCUUACUGCUCUUACUCAAUGAAAAUAAGAUUGCGCUUGGGCAAUUACAACCAAUCAUCGAUCUGACCCUAAAGUACCACUUGCUCGUGUUCUCCGCUCCCCGGAAAUGAUUUUACACCUCCCGGUGGAAGUAUAAUCUCCCCAAUGAGAUGAGGCAGAAAACAGAAACGUGCGAAACCACCAGGUUCAGCUCGUAAGCCACCAAACCGUCCAAGAGGUAAUAAUAUGGUAUCCAAGGAUCCUGUUCAAGUUUAUUGUCGUUUAAAGCCAAUGCAACAUCCAGCUGAUGUUUCUUGUAUGAAGCUUAUAUCUGAUACAACUGUAGUUAUUACACCACCAGAAUCAGCAAUGAAUUUUCGUAACUCUAGCAACAAGGAAAUUCAAACAACAUUUAGUCGUGUAUUUUCACCAGAUGCAACGCAAAAAGAGAUUUUUAAUAUAGUUGCUCUCCCAUUAGUUGAAAAUGUUAUUCGAGGUAGAAAUAGCCUUUUAUUCACCUAUGGAGUAACAGGAAGUGGUAAAACAUAUACUAUGACUGGUGAAACACAGGAUGCAGGCAUAAUGCCUCGUUGUCUUGAUGUUCUGUUUAACAGUAUUGCUAAUUAUCAGACCAAAAAAUUUAUUUUUAAACCAGAUAAAUUAAACGGUUUUGAUAUACAAGGUGAAGCUGAUGCAAUGCUUGAUAGACAAAAUGAACUUCAUGCUGGACUUAUGUUACAGAGAAAUGGAAAAUCAGGCAAAGUGAGAAAAGUAGAGAGUGAUAGUGAGAGUAAUCCAAUGAUUGUUCGUGACAUAAAUGAAUCACAAACAGUACAAGUGGAUCAAGACAAUGUCUAUGCUGUAUUUGUAACAUAUGUUGAAAUUUAUAAUAACAGUGUAUAUGAUUUAUUAGAGGACGAGGAUAUUAGAAACAAGGUAUUACAGAGUAAAAUAGUUAGAGAAGAUGGUAAUAAGAAUAUGUAUGUGCAUGCUGUAACAGAAAUUGAAGUAAAAAGUUCAGAAGAAGCAUUUGAGGUAUUUCAGCGUGGACAGAGAAGACGAAGAGUUGCACACACUGCGCUUAAUGCAGAAUCAAGUAGAUCACAUAGUGUCUUCACUAUUCGUCUUGUACAAGCACCCUUAGAUGGUGAAGGUGAACAAAUUAUACAAGAUAAACGGGUGGUAUGCAUCACUCAGCUAUCCCUAGUAGAUUUAGCUGGUAGCGAAAGAACUAAUAGGACUAAAAACACAGGUCAACGAUUAAGAGAAGCAGGAAAUAUUAAUAAUUCUUUGAUGACGCUACGAUCAUGUUUGGAAAUUUUAAGAGAAAAUCAACUUCAGGGUACAAAUAAAAUAGUACCCUACAGAGAUUCGAAACUCACCCAUUUAUUUAAAAAUUAUUUUGAUGGAGAAGGACAAGUUAGAAUGAUUGUUUGUGUUAAUCCAAGAACAGAUGAUUAUGAUGAAACAAUUCAAGUAAUGAAAUUUGCCGAAAUGACUCAAGAAGUCCAAGUAGCUAAACCAACAAUUACGAAAAUAGAUCUUGGUUUUACACCUGGAAGAAGACAGGCAAAUAAGUUAUUUAAGGAGGCAUGUAGUAAGUUGCAAAAAGAGGGCCAUCCUGAAGCUGAAGAUUUAGAAGUUGAUGUGGGUUUAGUGUAUAGUUUAGGUGGGCCAUUUCCUGAAUUGGAAAUUACUUCUCCACGCAAUGAUCAAAUAAUUAAUAAUUUAAUGCAUUUUUUAGAACAGCGUAUUAACAAACGGAAUUUACUACGUACUGAUUUACAGCAAAAACAAAACGAUCUUAGGAAAAAGAUAAUGGCAAUGGAACAAGAAUACAUGAAUUUAAAGAUUGAAAAUGCGUCUCUGAAAGCCGCUAAUUCACAACAAAAAAAGAAGGUUUCUGCAUUAGAGGGUCAUUUAUGUAAGACUGAAGAACAAAUUGAUAGCUUGCUUCGAAAAUUAAACAAUGCAAAUGAUACAAUCCGCAGCUUACAGCAAGAGUUAAAAGAUAGAAACAUGGCACUAAAUCAACGUUUAAUAGAUAAGCAAAGAGUGAAACAAAAGUACAACACUAAAAUGCAGUUAGAAACUGAUAAAAUGAAUAAAGAAUUGGAAAUAAAGUUACGUCAACAACGUGAACACUUACAGAAUCAAAUGAAAGAAAAAGAGGAUAAAUUAAGAUUAGUAAAACAAAUUUUAGUUGAUGACAACGUACCUAGUGUUUCUAAAGAUUGUGUUGUACCUACUAUUAACUGUGCAGAAGCAACUCCAAAAACAACAGAGGGUCGAUCACGAAGGGAUAAAGCGGGUGUUGCAAAUCCAAGGUACAGGCGUUCACAAAGCGCGGAUAAGUGGAUUGAUCACAGACCCGGAGCGCUUGUUCCUGUUGGAACUGUUCUUCAACCUUUAAUGCGUAGAAGACGUAGUGUUACGCGACUUACAGAUCCAAAGGAAAUUACAGACGGUGCAUCCAGGUAUUGUCUUAUCGCGCAAGAACACGAUACUGAUGGUGAACUUGAGACAAAGUUAUUCAAGGGAGAUAUAAUACCCACUAGUGGAGGAGGCGCACAAGUUGUAUUUAAUGAUAUGGAAUGCUUAAAACAACUAUCUCCAAAAGCAAGGAAACGUAGUGGUCCACAGGAUACAGAAAAUGAAAUAGGCUCUUCGAGACAUUCGUCUACACUUGCAGAGUCUCAUUCAAAACGUCCACGUGUAGUAAAUUAACAGUUUUAUUAAUAUAAUACUAGUAUAGUAAUAAUAGUUUUUAUACGAUAUAUAAUAUAAUAAUACGAUACACAUAUAAAUAUCUAAAAACUUCUACUAAAAAUAGUAAUGGUAAAGAAAAAUACUAAUAAUAGUUAAAAACAAUGAUAUGAAGUCAAGAUGUUAAUAUUUUCCUUUAUCGUUACUAUUUUUGGUAAAAGUUUUUACAACCAAAGUUUUUACAAUAUCAGUAUUAUAAUUUAUUAAAUAAUACAGUUCGCCAACAAUGAAUUGUGAGAAGCGAUAAUAUUGUAUACAUAAUACUUUAUAUCGUGAGGCGUAAUAUGAGUUAUAUGACUGCUAUCUCAUAACAUGUAUAUAUUCGUAAUAUUUGAUUUUGAGAUAAUUAAUAGUGAAUUUUGCGCCUAAUGUUGACUAAUAAUGUAUCAAUCUAAUCUAAUCAUACAUUUUGAUCAUGUUUACUCAGUUUUUAUAUACAAUUAUUUAUA